Sporothrix schenckii 1099-18 is the source of this 1713-nucleotide messenger RNA. RefSeq names its product CAIB/BAIF family enzyme. The record is from RefSeq and is a predicted model, not a curated record. Lineage: Eukaryota; Fungi; Ascomycota; Sordariomycetes; Ophiostomatales; Ophiostomataceae. Gene Ontology annotation, molecular function: catalytic activity. The coding region runs from base 1 to 1713 and encodes 570 amino acids. The transcript has 3 exons.
AUGUCUAAUCAUAAUCAAUUGUCAUAUUCCUCGCUGGAGGAAACAAGACGGAUACUGUCACUGAUUCUCAGUCUGGUGACGUUGCCAAAAGAAGUCGUGGCAACACUGCAGAAUCACACGUCAUUCGCGGCCGACAGCGACUUCCCAUACUUUCCCAUACCUUUCAAAGAGACCGAGACGGCGGGAGCCCUCAAAGCCAUCGAGGCAGCAUUUGCACUGGCACUGCAAAACACCAAGACACACCAGCAGCAGAUGCAAAAGCCUGACCAGAUUGUAAUCAAUCUAGAGAAAACGACUGCGUUCCUUUUCCAGGCUUACUUGGCCAAGGUUGGGACAUACGGCAAGCUCGACAGCGAAGUGAAAUACUACCUCAAGGAUACCGAUCUCCUGCAGGCCCAGUCGGACCAAUAUCGCCGUAUGUCGGCGAACCUGUACGAGACACGAGAUCCCGGCCAAUACUACCACAUCCAUGGCUCGCUGGAGGCAUCGACGACGUUGCGGAUGAUUGGCCUAGAGCCGUUCCGCCCGGAUCUCAAGUCACACGAGGCCAUUGUUGACGCGAUCGAGUCUCAGACAAAGCAGUUCUCCAUUGCUGAACUCGAAGUCCUGAAUGCAAAAAACAAGCAGGCUGGCGUUCCUGUUUUCAAGUACGAAGAGUUUUUGCAAACGCCACAUGGUAAAUCAAAUGUCGAUCUGGCGCCUUGGAAGGUGGCCAGCCUUGAGUCGACGACGGCACCCCGGCCGCUACCGUCAGGCCCGGACGAGAGACGCCCCCUUUCCGGUAUCAAGGUUCUCGAGCUUUGCCGCAUCAUUGCAGGACCCAUCGUCGGUCGCAUCUUGGGCGAGUACGGCGCAGAUGUACUAAAGAUCACUAGCCCAAACUUGAGCGAUGUGCCCUUUUUCCAGGUCGACGGAAACAUGGGCAAACACGCAGCCGAACUCGAUCUCAAAACGCCCGAGGGACGGAAGGUUUUCGAAAAGGUUGCAUUGGAGGCGGACGUGAUUUUGGAUGGCUACCGUCCUGGCGCAUUGGAAAAGCUAGGUUUCGGACCCACGUAUAUGACUGCAUUGGCCCAGAAGCGCGGCUAUGGCAUCGUUUAUGUCAACGAGAACUGCUUUGGCUACGAGGGCGAGUGGGCGUCGCGGCCUGGCUGGCAGCAGAUUGCCGACUGUGUCACGGGCGUUGCCUGGGCACAGGGCCGAUUUAUGGGACUGAACGAGCCGGUUGUGCCUCCGUUUCCAAUUUCCGACUACGGCACGGGCUGCAUGGGCGCCAUUGCUGCGCUCACAGGUCUGUACAACCGUGCCACCGUUGGCGGUUCCUGGCACGGCAAGGCGUCGCUCGUGCAGUAUGACCUGCUUCUGUUCAAGGCAGGACUAUUGCCGGAGGACGUGCAGGCCAAGCUGCGCGCCGCGGCCGGAGAGGAGUUUAUGGGCAUGACCCAUAGCCACAGCGUGGACCAAAUCUCAGGCAACGCGCUGCUGGGGUUGCGUCGGCAGCACCCGCGCCUCUUCGACGACCCGAACAUUCUUGAGGUGUGGUCGUCCAGGGCCUACGGACACGACGUGACGGUAGUCAAGCCCGUGGCACAUAUCGACGGGCUCGAACUGGGUUUUCAGCGCGCGUCCCGGCCCAAUGGCAGCGAUGAUGCAAACUGGACAUCGUUUGCAAAUGACGAUUGUGAUUACCUUAAGACUACGGCGGCCAUUUAG